GCUUUUUACAAAGCAACUUCCUCUUUUGCCAAACUUCCUUCAAGUUUUCAAGAUCUUCCUUUCUUUUAACACUUGCUUUAAAUCUGAUUCCCAUGCCAACUGCCAUAAAUGCAGCGGUGGCUCAGCAGACAGCUGCUGGGUCAGUUCCCAGUGCUACUGUUAGCACUACAGCUGAAGGUACAGGUGGGGGCACAGGGGGGAUUUAUUCUGCCAUAAUCAGUCGCAACCAGCCCAUUAUCAGAGUAAAGGAAAAGACCUAUGAAGAGCUUCACAAGAAGUGCCUGGAGAAAAACAUCCUCUAUGAAGAUCCUGAUUUCCCACCUAAUGAGACCUCCCUCUUCUAUAGCCAGAAAAUCCCCAUCAAGUUUGAGUGGAAAAGACCACGUGAAAUCUGUGAGAAUCCACGAUUUAUUAUUGGUGGAGCCAACAGAACAGAUAUCUGCCAAGGAGAAUUAGGUGACUGCUGGUUCCUGGCAGCCAUCGCUUGCCUAACCCUGAAUAAAAAACUCCUCUGUAGAGUCAUACCUCACGACCAGUCCUUUAUACAAAACUACGCUGGCAUCUUUCACUUCCAGUUCUGGCGCUACGGAGACUGGGUGGACGUUGUCAUCGACGACUGCCUACCCACGUACAACAACCAGCUGGUCUUCACCAAGUCCUCCCAGCGCAACGAGUUCUGGAGCGCUCUUCUGGAAAAGGCCUACGCAAAACUCCAUGGGUCCUAUGAAGCUUUGAAAGGAGGCAACACCACAGAGGCCAUGGAGGACUUCACAGGAGGAGUGACAGAGUUCUAUGAGAUAAAAGAUGCCCCUAAAGAUACCUAUAAAAUUAUGAAACAUGCAAUUGCCAGAGGAUCCCUCAUGGCCAGCUCCAUUGACGAUAACUUAGGCUUUUCCUAUGGAUCAGCUCCUCGAAGUGACAUUGGGGAACUGAUUGCUCGAAUGGUGAAGAAUCUAGAAAACGCACAGAUGACUCAAUCCACUAUAGACUACCAGGGGAUGGACGAAAGGCCAGCCUGGACCAUAAUGCCAAUGCAGUAUGAAACCCGGAUGGCUUGCGGGCUGGUCAAAGGCCAUGCCUACUCUGUCACAGCAGUGGAGGAGACAACAUUUAAAGGGGAGAAAAUAAGGCUGGUAAGGCUAAGGAACCCCUGGGGACAGGUGGAAUGGAACGGACCUUGGAGCGACAAAUCAGAGGAGUGGAACUUCAUUCCUGAAGCAGAGAAAAUCCGCUUGCAACACAAGAUUGCGGAGGAUGGGGAAUUCUGGAUAUCAUUUGAAGAUUUCAUGAGACACUUCACAAAACUUGAGAUCUGUAACCUCACACCUGAUACUCUGGAAGCUGAUAAACUCCAGACCUGGACCGUGUCAGUCAACGAAGGGCGCUGGGUGAGAGGCUGCUCAGCUGGAGGUUGCCGCAAUUAUCCAGAUACAUUUUGGACCAAUCCCCAGUAUCGCUUGAGGCUUCUGGAGGAAGAUGAUGAUCCUGAGGAUGAGGAGGUGAUCUGCAGCUUUCUUGUAGCACUGAUGCAGAAAAACAGGAGAAAAGAACGCAAGCUGGGAGCCAACCUGUACACUAUCGGCUUUGCCAUCUAUGAGGUGCCCAAAGAGAUGCAUGGUAAUAAGCACCACUUGCAAAAGGAUUUUUUCCUCUAUAAUGCCUCCAAAGCUAGAAGUAAGACCUACAUAAACAUGCGAGAAAUCUCUGAGCGCUUCCGGCUACCACCCAGUGAGUACGUUGUCAUCCCAUCAACGUAUGAACCUCACCAGGAGGGAGAAUUCAUCCUGAGGGUCUUCUCGGAGAAAAGAAGUCUUUCCGAGGAAGUUGAAAACAUGAUUGAAGCACAACGUCCAUCAAAAAAGAAAAAGGGCAAGCCUAUCAUCUUUGUUUCUGACAUAGCAAACAGCAAUAAGGAGUUGACAGCAGAUGAAGACUCCGGCAAAGAUGGUGAAAAAAACAGCAUAGAUGAGAAAAAGCGUGCUUCAGCAAAAAUUCGCGAAGCAAGUGAAGAGGAAAAACAGUUUCGGAAUAUUUUCCGGCAGAUCGCAGGGGAUGACAUGGAGAUCAAUGCUGAAGAACUCAGGAACGUUCUCAAUAACGUUGUAAAAAAACAUAAGGACCUAAAGACAGAAGGAUUUGAACUGGAAUCCUGUCGCAGCAUGAUUGCUUUGAUGGAUACAGAUGGCUCAGGGAAGAUAAACUUUGAUGAGUUCCGACAUCUCUGGGACAAGAUUAAAAGCUGGCAGAAAAUUUUCAAGCGUUAUGACACGGAUCAUUCUGGAACGAUUAACAGCUAUGAGAUGCGUAAUGCAGUCAAGGACGCAGGCUUUCGCCUGAACAACCAGCUCUACGACAUCAUUACGAUGCGCUAUGCCGACAAAAACAUGAACAUUGACUUUGACAGCUUCAUCUGCUGCUUUGUGCGACUGGAUGCUAUGUUCAGAGCAUUCCAUGCCUUUGAUAAAGAUGGAGAUGGAAUCAUUAAACUCAAUGUCUUGGAGUGGCUGCAGCUCACGAUGUAUGCGUAACACCAGAGCCAUCUGCCAGCAGCGUUAAGAACACACUCGAGAUAUCUGCUGAAUGUAACUAGCUCCGUUCAUCCCCGAGCACAAACAAGAACGCUUCCCCAUGCACAGGCUUCGCUUGCUGAGAUGAAUAGCACAGAGUGCCUUGGAAAAAGAGACAACCGUUCUCCCACAGGGAGACUAGCGUUUGCAUUCUGUAACUACUUUGAUAUCACCUCUCUGGCAUUUUACUUUGAGCAACAACAACUUAUUUAUGACUAAGUUUAACUUCUGCACGGUAAAGUCAUGGAGCAUGCACCAUUAUUCUGCUUAGGCUGACAACUAGAAAACUUCCCCAAAGUGCAUACAAAGGCAAAGCUGGAACUGUAUCUGAACUCUGAAAGCAUUUAAUACCACCUUGUAAUCAAUCAUCUACUCUUUGUCCUGAUAUUGGUUCAAUCACUGUAGCCUCUUUAUAAUUUUGACUGAGCAUUUCACAUGAAGAUGUGAUAGACCUAUAUUAAUAUUAUGCAUCCCAAUCACUUAUGUUGUUAUAGAUGUGGCUAUGAGGGUUGGUUUUCUGCUAUACUAGAAACUUGGAAGUCGGGCAUAAAAGACUGAUAUCCAGGUACAUUUUUAAAUCUUGGUCUAGUGCCCUAGCAAGUAUUAGAGCUGAGCAAUUAGCUCACAGACUUUUAAUAUCCUAAUACUAGCUUAAUUACAUAUUGGAUUUUUUUUUUCUAAACUGUAACUGCUUUCUCUCUAAGAUAGAGAAACUGAUUUGCAAUUCCAGAAGGAAAACACGUCUUAGGUAUAUAAAUAUACAUACACUUUUUUUUCCAGAAUCCUAUUUCAUUGGAAUUAUUUUGGAUGGAAUGACUAACAGUUGAUGGAGUCUGCUUUAACUUCAGAAUAUUUUUAGUUAUACCCUAGAGUCCUCCACUUUGUACUGGUUAUCAUUUAAAAGCUCAACUUUUUUGUAGCUCGGUGAAAAGUAUGUCACAUUAGAUCCACUACUUCUAGAUUUGGAAGUAGGAUUUUAUAGUCUUAUUAGUUAUUUUAUAGUCUUCUCAAUUUCUAUGUUAUUAAUGUUGGGGAUUGUUCUGUUAAUGCACAAGUCAAUACUGGCUUAAGUUUUCUUUGAUAAACCCUUUUUCUCCCCCUGCCUUCCCAUUCCCAGCAAUGAUCUGCAGAUCCUCUAGAAGAUGCAUCUAUCCAUCUUGUUUGAUGACUAUCUCCAUUACUACCUUGGCUCCCUGGUUUUGAUGUACACUGCAAGAGGAGAUAAAAAAAUACUAAUCGCACCUUACCAAAAAAUUUUAAUGGAUCAAAUAAAUGAAAAAUGUACCUGACUGAUACAGAGAGCAAAUAAGCAACAGGUUUUUGGUACAGGUUAUCCACUACAAUCAUCAUUAACAACACACUCAAGAUGGGGUAUAAAAAUAUUUCCUGACAAUAUUGUUAUUUCCUUACUGCAAAAAGUGACUUCCACUCUAGACAUUAGGAGAAUCAUAAAUACUUUAUGGUAUCGUGACCAUGUGGGGAAGACUAUUAGAAGACAGAAAUACAAUUAAUUUUAUUUUACUGCAAAUAAAUCAACUGGGCUUUCUUUUGAAGGAACAGAGGGGAAUGAAACAGUGAGCCUUCGCCCAGCACUCUUGAACAUAGAGCAGCUUCUGAAGUUCUAUAGCAAAUAUGAAAUCAGCUUAAGAUCUCAAAUACUUGCAAGUUAGUUCUUCGAACGCAUUAGAAGUGAGGACUUAAGCUUAGAGGUUCUAUUACUAUCAGCUUUAAGGAUGAUAGGAUUUCAGAACUGGUCAAUCAUUAUCAAUACAAAAAAUGGAAGGAAAAAUAAAAAGUGCAAAAAAAAAAAGGUUUAAAGCGCUCAGCUUUGUCAGGAUAACCUUUCCUUGAGGGGAAAGCCCUUGCCACAUGCCUGUGCACACAAAAGAAAACCCAUUUUUGCUGAAUUCGGUAUGUUAAGUGCAUUCUUUUUUCUGAUCCAAUUUUAACUGCUGAAAGGGAGUGAGUCAAAUGAAAAGCUCCAAUUUUUCUUAUCUAAACAUAUUUUAUGAAGGCUUAAAAAAUGCAACCUUAAGAUUAGAACAGCUGCUUAAUAAUGACAAGAAAGGACAAACUGUCUCUUAGUUCUCUAGUACUGUGAAGUAAGAAACAAUCCACUAUUGUAAAGUACAAUUGCAAAAAAGAAUCUUAAUAUCCACCGAAGGUUAUUCUGGGAAGUAGCACAUUUAACUGACGGAUUGCUAAGAAAAAAUAACUUUUGGCUAUAAAGUUCUUACUGUUGUCUUGCACUGUAAGCUACUACUCUUAAAGAGAAAGAAAAUGCUAUGACUUGUCUAAGUAAAAGUUAUUCUCCUUUAAAUCCAACUUUUGUUUUAACCAAAAUUAAGCUUUCAAGAUGACUGGAAUACUAAGAGUCCUAGGUUGCAGCCCUGUGUUGUAUCCAUUAAACUAUUAUUUUCCACAUAAGAAAAUACGGUAUUGAGAUGCUCUUUGUUGAAGCGUUCAGAAAAGAAACAAAAUCUAGCAGUCAAAAGAUCACAAUCAGGAUUUUUGAUCGGCAUCUCAAAACAGGCUCUUGAAGUCCUGGUGAGUGAGCUACUCUCAGUUCUAGAGGGCUUCCCUUUGCAAAGGAUCAUGAAGCAGGAGGGUCAGGAUGUCACUCUGGAGGCACAGCUGGGUGGACGACUUACAUUUUCCCCCCUGAACUACCUUGUCUUAGGAUCCUGCUCACUGGGAGUAACAGCUUGCAACAGUCCUGCCAGUGUUGGAGGUAGGCCGCUGGAAUAUACAGCUUCAAAGUGGCCUGUCUGAUUUUAUCCAGCCCUCUAAAAAAAAUA
Struthio camelus australis is the source of this 5365-nucleotide messenger RNA. The record is from RefSeq and is a predicted model, not a curated record. Lineage: Eukaryota; Metazoa; Chordata; Aves; Struthioniformes; Struthionidae.